UUCGCAGUUUCAGAAUUGUUGCUUCCUUUAAGUACAGAGGGCAGUGUUUGGCUUUCUUUCUAUAAAGCCAGCCAUUCCAGGCCAAACCAGAAUAUGCUUUCUUUUAAUCUCCUUUCAACUAGAGAUCUCUGGUGAGAUUACCCCUUUUGAGAAAGCAUCCUCUUUCUUUCUCUCCUACACAAAUGCAGAUCUCAAAUCACUGCAAAAAGAGCAUCGAGAUUAAUCUGAUUCACCUUCACCAUCAUCAAAGCGCUUCUUUAUUCAUAGCUAGUCCAGCUACAUCUUCUCGAAAGCAGUGAUGGAGUGGGUUAAUGUUGUUGGAUCAUCGUGGCCCUUAUGGUAUCUGUUCCAGUCAUGUCAUUUUCACCUCUUUCUCUCUCUCUCUUUCUCUUUCUCUCUUUCCUCCUUGCUAUGAGCUUACAAUUUCUAUCUUUUAUCAUCUUGCCUUGCAGUGUCAGCCAAAAAGUCAUGCGUACCCAGAACAAGGGGACAUUGUGAGAGUGCUCGCUUUUAAUUUACCCAUGUAAGUGUUCCAUGCAGCAGUUUCUUUAACAUAGUGACGGUUCGAUGUGGGCACUGUGCUAAUUUACUGUCAGUUAACAUGGGAGCAUCUCUCCAAACAUUCCCUCCUCAAGAACUUCAGUUACAGAAACAAGAAUCAUGCAACAGAGAGGUGGGAUCAUCUUCAAAAAGCAGUAAAUUUUCUGCAUUUGAGUCUGCAGAGCAUGAACAACAUAGGAUUCCUCCCAUUCGUCCCCCUGAGAAGAGACAACGAGUUCCUUCUGCUUAUAACAGGUUCAUCAAGGAGGAAAUCCAGAGGAUUAAGGCUAGUAACCCCGAUGUCAGCCACAGGGAGGCGUUUAGCACCGCGGCCAAAAACUGGGCACAUUUUCCCCAUAUUCACAUUGGAUUAAAGCUGGAUGGCAACAAGCAAGCAAAGUUGGACCAGGAAGAGGGAACUCAAAAAUCUAAUGGCCUAUAUUGACGAUGAUAUCAAAAUGGAAGCAUGUAAGUAUCAGCUAGAAUUUCAUAUGCUAGACCUGAAUCAGUAGAAAGUGAUGAGGUUGAUCAA
This is a messenger RNA of Prosopis cineraria, 1072 nucleotides long. RefSeq names its product putative axial regulator YABBY 2. Gene Ontology annotation, cellular component: nucleus. Gene Ontology annotation, biological process: cell fate commitment; multicellular organism development. Lineage: Eukaryota; Viridiplantae; Streptophyta; Magnoliopsida; Fabales; Fabaceae. The transcript has 6 exons. Bases 602 to 985 code for a protein of 127 amino acids. The record is from RefSeq and is a predicted model, not a curated record.